AUGUCAGAAAGAGCGUUGAGGCGGACCACUUUCAGUGGGAGAUUACUCCGAUUCAAAGAGGAAGAAGAGGAAAUCGAUAGAAAAACGGCAAUUAUCAAAGGUGGAAUUUACAUGGUUCUCGACAUCGUUAUUGUGCUCGCCAUCAGUUGCUCGUUGUUUCUUUGGUUUACGGGUGCCGGAAUUGAACCAUACGAAAGGUCAAUGCCAUGUGGAGAUAUGUCUAUUCAGCAGCCAUUCAAAGAGAACACUGUCGGAUUGAAGCACCUCCUCGCCGUCACUCUCGGCUCUCCAUUCUUUAUUGUAGCUCUGGUCGAAGCUAUUCUUCACUACAAAUCCAAGGGAUCGAACCGCCUUGCCAAGUUUUUCUCUGCCACGACCAUCACAUAUCUCAAAUAUCUAUUGAUGUAUGCAGCGUGUACCUUUGCUAUGGAAUUUCUGAAGUGCUACGUUGGUCGUCUUCGUCCCCACUUUAUCAAUGUAUGCAACCCGGACUGGUCUAAAGUUGACUGUAGUGACAAAGAAAGUUUCAUUGAUCCAAGUGAACUGGUCUGCACCAACCCAAAUCCUCGCAAGAUUCGUACCGCUCGUACUUCAUUUCCUUCUGGACACACUGCCGCUGCCUUCCAUGUUUUCCUCUUCGUUUAUAUCUAUUUAAGAAGAAUGGCGACAAACACCGGGAUCAAGGAGAUCAUCACAGUUCGAAACAUUCUUGUGCCGACGUACGCUAUUUGGACACUGGUCUGUGCUGUCACCAGGGUCACCGAUAAUUGGCAUUUCCCAACUGACGUCCUUGGUGGCGUCAUCCUGGCUAUCGUCUUCAUCGUUCCGGCAUUUAAAAACUCUUGGACAUCUGCAGAAAUGAUCUACCGUACCCGUAAAAUCCUCCCAUCAGAAAAUGUCGUUAAAAUCGAUUAG
Messenger RNA from Caenorhabditis remanei, 915 nucleotides. RefSeq lists its product as uncharacterized. Bases 1 to 915 code for a protein of 304 amino acids. Gene Ontology annotation, biological process: phospholipid dephosphorylation; phospholipid metabolic process; signal transduction. Gene Ontology annotation, molecular function: phosphatidate phosphatase activity. NCBI's taxonomy places the organism in Eukaryota, Metazoa, Nematoda, Chromadorea, Rhabditida, Rhabditidae. The transcript is spliced from 9 exons. The record is from RefSeq and is a predicted model, not a curated record.